UUUUCUCUACACGAUGUACUUUCCUAUCCUGUAAAACUUACCCUGCAUAAUUUACCUCCCUAUCCUCUGCACAAUCUACUUCCCUAUCCUGUAAAACUUCCUCUGCAGAAUCUACUUCAAAAAACAAUGUCUACGGAAGAUACAGUGGCUAUUGCACAGCGAAGAUUAGAGGGCAAGGUUGCAAUAAUCACAGGGGGUGCGGCAGGCAUCGGAGAAGCAACAGCUCGCCUCUUCACAAAACAUGGGGCCAAAGUCAUAAUUGCAGACAUCGCGGAAGAAGCAGGAAAACACACGGCUCAAUCCCUUUCUCCAAUGGCGACAUUCAUUCACUGUGAUGUUAGCAAAGAGCAAGACGUCAGCGCAGCCGUGGAUUUGGCCAUGGAAAUCCACGGCAAACUGGACAUAAUGUUUAAUAACGCCGGAACAGGAGACUCCCAAAAGUCGAGCGUUGCAGAGUAUGAUAUGCAAGAAUUUGAGCGAGUGAUGAAUAUCAAUGUAAAAGGAGUAAUGCACGGCAUUAAGCACGCUGCUCGCGUUAUGAUACCCAACAAAAGGGGCUGCAUAAUUUCUACAGCCAGUAUUGCGGGGACUUUGGGAGGAGCUGCUCCUUACGCGUACACAGCCUCAAAGCAUGCCAUUUUAGGGCUAACUAAAAAUGGGGCGGCAGAGCUGGGGAAAUAUGGGAUCAGAGUGAAUAAUGUUUCUCCUUCAGGAAUUGCUACAGGUUUCACCAUGGAGUACUCCGAGGAAAAAGAUAAGGCCAAGCUGGAGGCGUUCUGUGACAGCGUGGGGAACAUGAAGGGGCCCACGCUUAGGGUAGACGAUGUUGCAGAGGCGGCCUUGUAUUUAGCGAGUGGGGAAUCUAAGUAUGUGAGCGGCCAUAAUCUUGUGGUUGAUGGCGGGUCAAGCGUAGUGAACCAUGAGUGGGGUUUAUACCGCUAAUCAGAUUGGAUUCUUGUCUAUCUCUGUGAUGUCAGCAUACAAUGAUCAUAUAUUCUGCGCCUUAUCUUGUUAUGUUUAGUUAGCUGAUUGGAUCAACUACUUGUACAAUUUUAUGGUCUUCCCUCUUUGUUUCGUGAA
This is a messenger RNA of Cryptomeria japonica (Japanese cedar), 1080 nucleotides long. RefSeq names its product short-chain dehydrogenase reductase 2a. Lineage: Eukaryota; Viridiplantae; Streptophyta; Pinopsida; Cupressales; Cupressaceae. The transcript has 2 exons. The coding region runs from base 127 to 942 and encodes 271 amino acids. The record is from RefSeq and is a predicted model, not a curated record.